AUGCCCGCCAGCUUCCCCAUGAUCGCCGCCCUGCUGGGAGACCUGGACAACAGAGACGGACAGGGGACGGUCUUCUACCGGCAGGACAGAAGCCCGGCGGUCCUGAGUCGAGCCGCUGAGCACAUCACUCAAGCUUUCCCCAGAGACGAAGGAGUGGAGCCCCUCAACGUCCUCGUGGUCACCUGGGUGGACAUGGCUGCUCGGGGGACAUCAGGUCGAGGAGACCGAGUGGACACCAAGAGAAACACAUUCCAGCUGGUUGUGGCCUCCAUGAAGUCCUCCUCCUUUGCCAUCCUCUUAUACCCGACAGACGGCCUGCAGUUCCUCUCCACGUCUGUUGGGGGACUUGUCCCUGGUCUUCAUGAGGACGAAGGUACAACCGGACCUCCUGUGACGGUGUUGCCAGAUCGACCCGAUGAGCAGCAGGAGGUGGAGGUUUCCACCGACACGACCCAGAUGAUGGUGUCAAGUGAAGCAGCAACAGAAGAAAAGGAGGAGCUCCCCACUGAGAGCACCACUGGGUAUCAAACUGGUUCCACAGAGGCUGAAGGCAUCACACCAGGGUUUGUCAAACCAGAACAUGAAGAGCAAUUUCCAGAAUCCGAGACGGUCACAUACAACAGUCCUGAGAGGGUUCAUCCACGUUACCCAGACAAUCCUGAACCAGUCCAACCACGAUACAUCAGUCCUGAACCAGUCCUACCAGUGCCCCCCCAUUCACAGCCCCAGCACCCCCAGGUUGUUGUGGUGGAUGAGGACGAAGAUCUGGAUGUAAAUGUGUUUUCGUACAAUCUGGAGACUUGUGAGCACAACAGACACAAGUGCUCUAAGUUUGCGGAUUGUCGUGAUUACAGUGACGGGUUCUGCUGCCACUGCCGGCCGGGCUUCUACGGCAGCGGGAAGGACUGCGUGGCCGAAGGUAAACCUCAGAGGAUGAACGGGAAGGUCAAAGGUCGAGUGCUGGUCGGGGACUCGCCGGUGGAGCUCAGGAACAACGACCUGCACUCGUACGUGGUGGCCAAUGACGGACGGGCCUACGUGGCCAUCAGCAGCGUCCCCCCCAGCCUGGGCCCGUCCCUGCAGCCGCUGUCCUCCCUGGGGGGGGUCAUCGGCUGGGCCUUCGCCCUGGAGCAGCCGGGCUUCCACAACGGCUUCAGUCUAAUUGGUGGCGUGUUCUCCCGACAGGCGGAGGUGAUCUUCCAGCCUGGAAACGAGCGUCUGAGCAUCAAGCAGCAGUUUGAAGGCAUCGACGCUCACGAGCACCUGGUGGUGAGCACGGAGCUGGAGGGGCGGCUCCCCCCCAUCCCACUGGGAGCCUCGGUUCAGAUCAGCCCGUACCAGGAGAUCUACCAGUACGACACAAACUUGAUCACCUCCUCCUCCAACCGCGACUACACCAUCACCUCCCCCGACGGCACGGUCCAGACCAGGAGCUACCAGUGGCGUCAGACCAUCAGCUUCCAGAGCUGCCCUCACCACCAGGUGACCGGGGCAGCUCCUUCCACCCAGCAGCUCAGCGUGGACCAGAUCUUUGUGAUGUUUGAUGCCGACAACAAUCUGACCCGCUACGCCAUGAGCAACAAGAUCGGCUCGGUCCAGGGAAGUCCUCCGGAGCAGAAUCCAUGUUUCACCGGCCGACACGGCUGCGACAUCAACGCCGUGUGCCGCCCGCAGCCCGGCCUCCGCUCCACCUGUCAGUGCACCGCCGGCUUCACCGGGGACGGACGCUACUGCCACGAUGUUGACGAGUGCAGGGAGACGUCCUGGAUCUGUGGGUCCAACUCCGUCUGCAGCAACCAGCCGGGGACGUUCCGCUGUGAGUGUCUCACCGGGUUCACGUCCACCAGCGAUGGAAGGACCUGCGUCGAGGAGCAUCGUGCGGUGGAUCACUGUCGGACAGGAAGUCACGACUGCGAUGUCCCGGACCGAGCGUCCUGCAGCUACACCGGGGGCUCGUCCUACGUCUGCUCGUGUCUCCCGGGCUUCGAGGGGGACGGACGCUCGUGUCACGACGUGGACGAGUGUCGGCUGGAGCGUUGCCACGGUGACGCCUUGUGCUCCAACACGCCCGGCUCCUUCACCUGCCAGUGCCGCCCUGGUUUCCAUGGUGAUGGACACCAGUGCAGGCCCAUGUCCUCAGGUAUUAACCACGCAGUGACUCCUCCCCCUCUGGGUCCCACGCCGCGGCCGGACGUGCAGCCCGUCUCCCCGGGGACACACCUGCUGUUUGCUCAGAGCGGGAGAAUCGAACUGCUUCCUCUGGACGGAUACAGCAUGAGGACAGAGGACGCCAAGCCUCUGCUGCACGUCCCUGACCGGGUGGUGAUCGCCAUCGCCUACGACUGUGUGGACAAGAUGGUUUAUUGGACAGACAUCACAGGGCCAGCAAUCAGCCGGGCCAGUCUGAGCGGCGGAGACGUCACCCCAGUGGUCACUGAAGAGCUGCAGAGUCCUGAGGGCGUGGCCAUCGACCACGUGUCCCGCCUCCUCUUCUGGACGGACUCCAUGAGGGACACGGUGGAGGUGUCACAGCUGGACGGCAGCCAGAGACGAGUCCUGUUCGAUUCCGACCUCGUCAACCCCCGAGCCAUCGUCACCAACCCCCCGUACGGGCGUCUCUACUGGGCGGACUGGGACAGGGACGGACCUAAGAUCGAGACGUCCAACAUGGACGGGACGGAGCGCAGCGUCCUGGUGAAAGACGACCUGGGACUUCCCAACGGUUUGACCUUUGACCUGGACACCCAGCAGCUGUGUUGGGCCGAUGCAGGGACUCAUAAGGUCGAGUGUAUGGAUCCUCAUCGACGAAUCAGGAGACAGAUCGUCGACAGGAUCCAGUUUCCAUUCGCUCUGGUGUCGCUAGGACGGAAACUGUACUACACCGACUGGAGGAGAGAGGCCGUGGUCUCCGUGGACCGUCUCUCGGAGACGGAGACGGACGAGUUCCUGCCACAGAGACGCUCGCGCCUGUACGGCAUCACCACGGCAACCACACAGUGUCCACAAGUUUAUAAUUACUGCAUCAACAACGGCGGCUGCUCUCACCUGUGUCUGCCGCGGCUCGGAGGCUUCAGCUGCCGCUGCCCGGACGCCGGGCGCUGUGAGGACAGGACGUCCUGA
Messenger RNA from Pleuronectes platessa (European plaice), 3120 nucleotides. RefSeq names its product nidogen-1. Gene Ontology annotation, biological process: cell-matrix adhesion; methylation. Lineage: Eukaryota; Metazoa; Chordata; Actinopteri; Pleuronectiformes; Pleuronectidae. Gene Ontology annotation, molecular function: calcium ion binding; nucleic acid binding; methyltransferase activity. The record is from RefSeq and is a predicted model, not a curated record. The transcript has 18 exons. The coding region runs from base 1 to 3120 and encodes 1039 amino acids.